Molecule: messenger RNA, 1651 nt
Organism: Periophthalmus magnuspinnatus
Lineage: Eukaryota; Metazoa; Chordata; Actinopteri; Gobiiformes; Gobiidae
Product: cytochrome c oxidase subunit 4 isoform 2, mitochondrial
Exons: 5
Coding region: 119-655 (178 amino acids)
Biological process (GO): mitochondrial electron transport, cytochrome c to oxygen
Source: RefSeq, a predicted model, not a curated record
CCGCCCACUCUCUCUCUUUCUCUCUCCCUCUGUCGACUCCAUUUUUGCAGAACCAACUCCUCGAAUUCGGCUCCAGUUUGAUUGUUCUGCUGCUUGUUACACCAUCUGCACCAACGCAAUGCUCCGUCUGGUGUCCGGGCGCGUGAGCGGCCUCUUGGCCAGGCGCGUAACCCCCGCUGUGUGCACGAGCAGCGCGAGACCGGCGAGUCACGGCCACGCUCCAGAUGUGUCCCCGGCCGUGGACAUGUCUAGACCCAUGUACUGGGACAGGAGAGACGUUCCUCUGCCUGAUCGUCCCUUCCGAGACGAGCUGAGUGCUGGAGACAAGAGUCUAAAGGAGAAGGAGAAGGGCUCCUGGAAACAGCUGAGCAACGAGGAAAAGAUUGCACUGUACCGCCUGUCAUUCAAUCAGACAUAUGCAGAGAUGAAACGUCCUUCAGCUGAGUGGAAGACUGUUCUGGGAGGGGUCUUCAUCUUCCUUGGGUUCACAGGACUCGUUGUGUGGUGGCAGAGAGUCUACGUGUACCCUCCCGCCCCUCGCACCUUUGACCCUGAGUGGCAGCAGAAGCAGGUGCAGAGGAUGUUGGACAUGAGGGUGAAUCCUGUGGAGGGAUUCUCUGCCAAAUGGGACUACGAAAAGAAACAGUGGAAGUGACCUUUCACAUCAGGGUCAGGGGUCAAAGGGCAGCUCCAGGGGUCAGCCGUGAAACCUCUCAUUCAGAGUCCUGUUCUAAACGUUCUGUGAAAAUGUUCUGUGCCACUUUAAUAAACCGUCCUCUGUAAAUGUGUGUUCUAUUCAAACACUGGUAUGGAACCCUCCAACAGUACGAGGCUCCACCCACAAAGCUCUGCCCACAAGCCUGUGUCACCCAUGCUCCCCCACAAUCAUUCUCCAUAAAUGCUGUAUAUAAAACCAUGAUACAAAACUCUACUAUACUUCACAUCAAAUUUGUCAAGUUGCUACUUGACAAACGUGUUUGCAACUGCAUAUAAGUGCAUCCCACUAAUAUGCAGUAGUUUCAUUAGUGGGACGCAUGCUGAUUGUGUUGAUAGUGCUCUGAAGAGGGAGUGGCUUAGCACAGAAAGCAAGGGGGGGUACACGCUGAUUGCAUUGGAGGAGUGACUAGUUUCUUGGAGAAAAGGUCUUUUUAAAAAUGUAUUAAACUAGGAAAAUUCCAGUGAUUUUCAAAGCCUGUUGUUCAUGUCUUUAGUGCAGAGCAAACGGGAAGAACACAGGCAGAACACGCAAACUCCACACAGACACGGUGAGACUACACAGGGGACCAGGCUCCGGGUCCGACUGAGACAGGUAUAAACAAAAGAAACACACUAUUUCACUGUUUUAAUGUUUUAAUAUCAGAGUUUACAUGAUCGUCUCAGAUUCCAGGGUUUGUCCCAAACAUGAGCCUCGGGUCGAUCGACGAGCUAGUUUUUACAUCACGUAUAAAUAAGUCCAAUCUUUUAAAUAUGUCACUAAGCUAACACGCUAAGCUAACCGUUUAAAUAAUGUUUAUUAAAAAAAACCAAACUCUGUCCACAGGAGUUUAAUGAGCAGAAGAGACUGUUCAGUUGUGUGGUGUUAUCCUUUAAACACGAACAGAACCAAACUGUUUUUUUCUUUGUUUUAAUAUUAAAUUCUUUCAUUCUUCAA